GCAACCGUUGACGCAUAGAGAUCGCUUGAGUGACGAAGAAAGAUCUCCGAAACAACCACCGAUAAAAUACUUUGUUUGACUUCGGUCGAACGACGGGUAUACUUUUCCCUAACGGUAAUGUGACUGCAGUGAAUGCACAGAAUGGACGGAGGUAUUUCCCAGUUGCCUGGUCCCUCUCUUCCUCUCUCUGCCCUGCGGCUCCUCGUCCCUCCGAUUCGGCUGGUCUCCGCAGCCAUCUGGCAGACAGUGGAACAGAAAAUUGUGUCAGAUUAUGGGCUGCUUGAGGAGUUUGUAUUUAUGGUUACAGAGAUUGUGCCUCAACUUCUCUCCACUAGGCAGCGGGCUGAACUCAUAUUGGGUCUCAGAGCACGGCUGAUCCUGGAGUUGUGCCGCUCUGAGGAGACUGCUGACCUCCAGAUUAUUCAGCCACAUCUUGACCGAAUGCAGAAUCUCAGAUCUCUGUGGAACGUUGAGACUGAUAAUACAGAACAAGAAGUCUCCGACUCACAUUUCAUGGGCCUUGUCCAAAAUCUGCUGAGAGAUCCUGAAGAGAGAAGGAACUUUUUCCAGGAUGUUUUCCCAGCAGACUUUGGCCCCACAUAUGACAAAGCAAUCCAGACUCUCAUGUGGCUGUUUCUGUCCAGACUUGAAAAGCUUCUUCCCACCCAAACUCUCCAACAGAUUGCAUCCCUGCUCAGCGAUGCCUCGUCCGUUUUGAAUGAAUGCAUGGAGACUUUCGCCCAACCGCAGGAGCUCAAAACCUUGCUGGGCUCUCAGAAGGACCUCAGCCGGUUAGAGGACACAGAAUCUUACAUUGUUGACAGCGGCAUCUUGUCAGCUCUGUGUCUCCCUCCUGUGGAAAGAGUUGUGAUCGUCAAUGAACAAACGGAAACGGACGCAGAGAGCGGACUCGUGUAUACAGUCUGUACAGAGAUGGAGGUAGAAUCUGAGAACAAAGAGGUUUACAUGGAGGGAACCGGGAACUCGGAAGACUGUGUGCAAACACAGUGGUUUGGUAUCGGCAGCCAUGUGAAAGCAGAAAUGGAUACUGUGGUGGUUACAGAUCCCGUCGAAGGCGCUGAGGCUAGUGAGAGUGAAAUGGCAGAUGAUCACCACGGCGACCAGUCGGGAACAUUGAUCAUUGGGGAGGACGGCCAGGUGACGGUUCUUGACGGCGUGGAGAAGAAGCCAAAUAGACGUGGGAGGAAAAGAAAACGUCCCGCAGAUGAAGACUUCGAAGUGCAAAGUAGAGCGAGGGGCAAACCUGCAGAUCCAGACUUCGAUGUCUUGUGGACGAGACCAGUGCGAAAGAACCGUGGACUCAAAAUGAAACGGUACCUGUCACAGUGGAGAAAAUCAGGAAAGAAACAAGGCAGUAAUACUACUAACAGUAGCCCUAAAAAGUUUGCCAGAUCCCAGGGUUCAACCAAAAGCAAUGACUUAGACGAGAGAACGUGCAAAGUGUGCAGCAAGGUGGUGAGUCGUGCCAAGUUCUUGGAGCGCCACAUGAAUCGACACUCAGAGGAGCUGCCUUUUUCUUGUCCUGACUGUAAAAGGUUUUAUAAGAGCCUGCGUUAUUUGCAACAACACAGAUGUCCAAAUGCGACAAAAGCAACGGCUGGCGACAAAGCACAGGAUCAAGAGACUGCAGCAGAUGAGGGCGAACAGUCGUCCAGUGGCGUUAUUUGUGAGGCUAACAAUGAAGAGCAGCCAUCAGACAACACAUGCCAGGACCCCGAUUAUUUGCCAUCUGCAGAGAGGAGGUCUUCCAAAGAAUCAGGACAGAAAAGCCCGGACGUAAACAAAAGUGUGAUAGAGGGUCCCUUCUACUGUCCUCACUGCAGCGCUGAGUUUAAGUGCAAACAGACUUUUAGGUUCCAUUUAAGAAACAUUUGCUACAAUGAGCAACAGGUGGAUCCUGAGAAGCCUGAGGAUGUUAAGCAUUGUUUCAGGUGUGAUGAAUGUGACAAGGCGUUCAAGUACAAAUCCACAUUAGAUUCCCACAAACAAACUCACAACCCGCUCUACUGCGAAGUGUGCAUGAAACUGGUGCGCGACUCGGAGGCGUUGGCAAUGCACAAAGAAUCCCACACCCCAUUUCAGUGCAACCAGUGUGAGGAGAAUUUCCCUGUGUUCAAGGCCCUUCAUAAGCACUACAUCGACGUCCAUAAUCCUACUGAGCCUUUUACUUGCACCCACUGUCAAACAACUUUCGCUAGUUUGAAGCGUUUCAUCAGGCAUGAGUGGAAACACACCGGUUACCAACCAUUUCAGUGCCCUCACUGCAGUAAACGAUUCAGAUCGUACUCUGACCUCGUGGAGCACCAGAAAAAGCACACUAAAGCGUAUCCGUUCCUCUGCUGGGAAUGUGGCAAGAAAUUCAGGCACGGCGUUACACUGACGAGGCACGUGGAGCGCGUGCAUCACUCCGGCGAGCCCGUGACCGAGAAACCCACACCAAACUUCCCCUGCACUCAGUGCGACAAGACCUUCACCUCCAGAAGAUGCCUCCUGAAACACGACAAUUUCCAUCACAAAGGGCUGCGUUUCCCGUGCGAGCACUGUGGGAAAGGAUUCUUUGGCAAGGACGCUUUAGUGAGGCAUACUUUGAUUCACACAGGCGAAAGGCCUUUCAAGUGUGAAGACUGCGGCAAGUCUUUCAGAUCCGCUGCGGAAUUAAAGAUACACAGGAGAUACCAUACUGGAGAAAGACCGUUUAAGUGCAACAUCUGUGAAAAAGGUUUUGUCCAGUCCUGCUUUCUAACCUUACACAUGCGAACCCACACAGGAGAGAGACCGUAUGUUUGUACAAUAUGUAGCAAGGGCUUCUCAAGCUUGCACGGUUUAAAAAGACACAGGAGACUUGUUCAUGCAUAAUUAAUGUUAACAUGAUGCUAAUUCCAGUGGGGAUGUUGUGUUCAAUGAUCCCCCAUCGAAGGAGCUCGGAGGUCAGCAUCAGCUUUAGACCUGAACACAGAAUCUGAUUUGACUCUGCUCAAGGACACUUCAGCAGUGUGGAUGUUGAAGGACAUUUCCUUAAAAUGUCUCUGGCUGUCAGAGCUUGAGUUGUUGAACUGUGUAAUUGUAUGUAUUGCAUUAUAAAAAUGUAACUUUUUUUUUUUUUUUUUACAGAAAUGUUUGCUGUAGUUCUACAUAAGAUUUGUAUGUAUAAAUGAUAUAAACCUUG
This is a messenger RNA of Chelmon rostratus (copperband butterflyfish), 3187 nucleotides long. Its product is annotated as zinc finger protein 84-like. Gene Ontology annotation, molecular function: DNA-binding transcription factor activity; RNA polymerase II cis-regulatory region sequence-specific DNA binding. NCBI's taxonomy places the organism in Eukaryota, Metazoa, Chordata, Actinopteri, Chaetodontiformes, Chaetodontidae. Gene Ontology annotation, biological process: regulation of transcription by RNA polymerase II. The record is from RefSeq and is a predicted model, not a curated record. The coding region runs from base 133 to 2877 and encodes 914 amino acids. The transcript has 7 exons.